Molecule: messenger RNA, 1892 nt
Organism: Arabidopsis thaliana (thale cress)
Lineage: Eukaryota; Viridiplantae; Streptophyta; Magnoliopsida; Brassicales; Brassicaceae
Gene: RABA2D
Product: RAB GTPase homolog A2D
Exons: 2
Coding region: 1154-1654 (166 amino acids)
Cellular component (GO): endosome membrane; Golgi apparatus
Molecular function (GO): GTPase activity; GTP binding
Source: RefSeq, marked reviewed
UUUCCGUAUCAACUUGAAAAGCCAGUUAUACAAUACGACCAUCAUCUUCAUACGUAUAAACGUAUUUAUAAGUAAGAAAUAAGAACAUUCAAUAACCUCUGACAUUUCCUCAAUUCCCUGAAAAAAUUUCAUAAUUCAAAGAGUGUUCCUUGGAGAGAAAAGUUUCAUCCUUUCAACAGAUCUGAAGAGGGUCAAUUGAAAUUCGUUUUCACGAUUCAUCCGCCAUUUUUCCGGGGAAAAAACAAAAGGUGAGAUCAAAGAGGAAAAAUGGCGCAUAGGGUAGAACAGGAUUAUGAUUAUUUGUUCAAGAUCGUGUUGAUUGGUGAUUCUGGUGUCGGGAAAACAAACAUCUUGUCUAGAUUCACAAGGAAUGAGUUUUGUUUGGAAUCUAAGUCCACUAUUGGUGUUGAAUUCGCCACCAGAACUCUUCAGGUGAUUUCUAAUUUUGUAGCUUUUUUUUUCCUUUACUUUGGGAGAAUGAGCAGAAAGGAUAGUCUUAAAUUCACAAGUGGUAAUAUUCAGAGAAAUUUGAACAAGUAUCUUGUUUUCUGAAUGCGUCUGUGAUCUUGACAUAUGUCAAUUUCAAGCUAUUUCUUCAUUUUUAACGUGAUCUCUAUCUUAGGAUCUAAGAUUUGUGCCUUUUGGUUGGCUAGCUGCUUCAUGAUCUCAUAUUUAGGUCAACGAUAGUUCAUUUGAUGCAGUUGUGUUCUUAUUUUUACUCUUCUUACUUGUAAAGUUGCAUCCUUUACAUAUCCUUUUUGGUCAGUCUAAGGAACAUGCUUAUGUUAGGUACCAUGUAAGUGAAAUGAUCCUGUGGUGUCUUGCGCAUUGAAUAGUUUUAACUUUUUAAACUAUUCCGUGCAUUGUUCUCUCAUCUUUUUGAAUUUGGUUUUUUAUUGCUUAGAGAUUUUAAUAUCAAGAGAGAAUCUUAGAAUGUGCUGGCCAUGAGUCAUGAGGAAUUGCUUUUGUAUAGAUGGUGGAGAAACCCAAUGGACAAAAAGCUUCCCACAACUUGUCCCUAAUUAUGAUUUUUUUUCCUUAUCAUUAAAGUCAACUCUCCAUCCCUGGAGAAGUCAACGCAUCAAAACAUUAACAUAAUCAGCUGAUGUAUUGAAAAAUGUUGAUGGCUUAACUAUUACUUUUUGUGUGUUUUAUGUUUAUACAGGUUGAAGGAAAGACUGUUAAGGCCCAGAUAUGGGACACUGCAGGUCAAGAGCGGUACAGAGCUAUCACAAGUGCUUAUUACAGAGGAGCGGUAGGUGCACUUCUUGUCUAUGACAUCACUAAAAGACAAACCUUUGACAAUGUUCUGAGGUGGCUACGUGAACUAAGAGACCAUGCGGAUUCCAACAUUGUGAUCAUGAUGGCUGGGAACAAAGCUGAUCUAAACCACUUGAGAUCAGUUGCGGAGGAAGAUGGACAGACUCUAGCUGAGACAGAAGGUCUCUCUUUCUUGGAGACAUCAGCUCUUGAAGCCACCAAUGUGGAGAAAGCAUUUCAAACCGUGUUAGCAGAGAUUUACCACAUCAUCAGCAAAAAAGCUUUGGCUGCUCAAGAAGCAGCGGCUGCUAAUUCUGCCAUUCCGGGGCAAGGAACAACGAUUAACGUUGAAGACACAUCUGGAGCUGGCAAAAGAGGUUGCUGCUCUACUUAAUUGAAAGUUUAAACUUUCGUUUUCUAUUGCUUAUUCACUGUCUUUUUUUCUCUUCAAGUUUUGGGUGAUGAAAUGUAACAACGAUGCAAGACCAUGUAGAAUAUAUAUCUCUUCAUUUACUCUUGUCGUACCAUCUUUGAUGGGUUUGUGUUCAGAAAGAAAGAAAAAUGAAGAAAAAGUUUGUUAUUAAACUUCUCUUAUUGGUGUAUCUCUCUUGAAUUGGUAUGUUCCGUUUAGU